AUGAAGCUCCACCACCUCACAAAGCCACACAUGGUUUUCACACUUAUUUAUUUUGUGUGGAGGAAUUCUGCUGUGGAGGAAUCAGUUUUUCAGAAUCGGUCUGAAAGGCAGUGUCCGAGGCUCAGCUGUGGCCGUCUCUCUCUGCUCCUCUCUGUCCUCCAGGCUCAGCUGUGGCCGUCUCUCUCUGCUCCUCUCUGUCGUCCAGGCUCAGCUGUGGCCGUCUCUCUCUGCUCCUCUCUGUCCUCCAGGCUCAGCUGUGGCCGUCUCUCUCUGCUCCUCUCUGUCGUCCAGGCUCAGCUGUGGCCGUCUCUCUCUGCUCCUCUCUGUCGUCCAGGCUCAGCUGUGGCCGUCUCUCUCUGCUCCUCUCUGUCGUCCAGGCUCAGCUGUGGCCGUCUCUCUCUGCUCCUCUCUGUCCUCCAGGCUCAGCUGUGGCCGUCUCUCUCUGCUCCUCUCUGUCCUCCAGGCUCAGCUGUGGCCGUCUCUCUCUGUCCUCUCUGUCGUCCAGGCUCAGCUGUGGCCGUCUCUCUCUGCUCCUCUCUGUCGUCCGAGGCUCAGCUGUGGCCGUCUCUCUCUGCUCCUCUCUGUCCUCCAGGCUCAGCUGUGGCCGUCUCUCUCUGCUCCUCUCUGUCCUCCAGGCUCAGCUGUGGCCGUCUCUCUCUGCUCCUCUCUGUCCUCCAGGCUCAGCUGUGGCCGUCUCUCUCUGCUCCUCUCUGUCCUCCAGGCUCAGCUGUGGCCGUCUCUCUCUGCUCCUCUCUGUCCUCCAGGCUCAGCUGUGGCCGUCUCUCUCUGCUCCUCUCUGUCCUCCAGGCUCAGCUGUGGCCGUCUCUCUCUGCUCCUCUCUGUCGUCCGAGGCUCAGCUGUGGCCGUCUCUCUCUGCUCCUCUCUGUCGUCCAGGCUCAGCUGUGGCCGUCUCUCUCUGCUCCUCUCUGUCGUCCAGGCUCAGCUGUGGCCGUCUCUCUCUGUCCUCUCUGUCGUCCAGGCUCAGCUGUGGCCGUCUCUCUCUGCUCCUCUCUGUCGUCCAGGCUCAGCUGUGGCCGUCUCUCUCUGCUCCUCUCUGUCGUCCAGGCUCAGCUGUGGCCGUCUCUCUCUGCUCCUCUCUGUCCUCCAGGCUCAGCUGUGGCCGUCUCUCUCUGUCCUCUCUGUCGUCCAGGCUCAGCUGUGGCCGUCUCUCUCUGCUCCUCUCUGUCGUCCGAGGCUCAGCUGUGGCCGUCUCUCUCUGCUCCUCUCUGUCGUCCGAGGCUCAGCUGUGGCCGUCUCUCUCUGCUCCUCUCUGUCCUCCAGGCUCAGCUGUGGCCGUCUCUCUCUGCUCCUCUCUGUCCUUCAGGCUCAGCUGUGGCCGUCUCUCUCUGCUCCUCUCUGUCGUCCAGGCUCAGCUGUGGCCGUCUCUCUCUGCUCCUCUCUGUCGUCCGAGGCUCAGCUGUGGCCGUCUCUCUCUGUCCUCUCUGUCGUCCAGGCUCAGCUGUGGCCGUCUCUCUCUGCUCCUCUCUGUCGUCCGAGGCUCAGCUGUGGCCGUCUCUCUCUGCUCCUCUCUGUCGUCCAGGCUCAGCUGUGGCCGUCUCUCUCUGCUCCUCUCUGUCGUCCGACGCUCAGCUGUGGCCGUCUCUCUCUGCUCCUCUCUGUCCUCCAGGCUCAGCUGUGGCCGUCUCUCUCUGCUCCUCUCUGUCGUCCGAGGCUCAGCUGUGGCCGUCUCUCUCUGCUCCUCUCUGUCGUCCGAGGCUCAGCUGUGGCCGUCUCUCUCUGCUCCUCUCUGUCCUCCAGGCUCAGCUGUGGCCGUCUCUCUCUGCUCCUCUCUGUCCUCCAGGCUCAGCUGUGGCCGUCUCUCUCUGCUCCUCUCUGUCGUCCAGGCUCAGCUGUGGCCGUCUCUCUCUGCUCCUCUCUGUCGUCCGAGGCUCAGCUGUGGCCGUCUCUCUCUGCUCCUCUCUGUCCUCCAGGCUCAGCUGUGGCCGUCUCUCUCUGCUCCUCUCUGUCCUCCAGGCUCAGCUGUGGCCGUCUCUCUCUGCUCCUCUCUGUCGUCCGAGGCUCAGCUGUGGCCGUCUCUCUCUGCUCCUCUCUGUCCUCCAGGCUCAGCUGUGGCCGUCUCUCUCUGCUCCUCUCUGUCGUCCAGGCUCAGCUGUGGCCGUCUCUCUCUGCUCCUCUCUGUCGUCCAGGCUCAGCUGUGGCCGUCUCUCUCUGCUCCUCUCUGUCCUCCAGGCUCAGCUGUGGCCGUCUCUCUCUGCUCCUCUCUGUCCUCCAGGCUCAGCUGUGGCCGUCUCUCUCUGCUCCUCUCUGUCCUCCAGGCUCAGCUGUGGCCGUCUCUCUCUGCUCCUCUCUGUCGUCCGAGGCUCAGCUGUGGCCGUCUCUCUCUGCUCCUCUCUGUCCUCCAGGCUCAGCUGUGGCCGUCUCUCUCUGCUCCUCUCUGUCCUCCAGGCUCAGCUGUGGCCGUCUCUCUCUGCUCCUCUCUGUCGUCCAGGCUCAGCUGUGGCCGUCUCUCUCUGCUCCUCUCUGUCCUCCAGGCUCAGCUGUGGCCGUCUCUCUCUGCUCCUCUCUGUCCUCCAGGCUCAGCUGUGGCCGUCUCUCUCUGCUCCUCUCUGUCCUCCAGGCUCAGCUGUGGCCGUCUCUCUCUGCUCCUCUCUGUCCUCCAGGCUCAGCUGUGGCCGUCUCUCUCUGCUCCUCUCUGUCGUCCAGGCUGAAGCUGUGGCCGUCUCUCUCUGCUCCUCUCUGUCGUCCGAGGCUCAGCUGUGGCCGUCUCUCUCUGCUCCUCUCUGUCGUCCAGGCUCAGCUGUGGCCGUCUCUCUCUGCUCCUCUCUGUCGUCCAGGCUCAGCUGUGGCCGGUUCUCUCUGCUCCACUCUGUCCCCCAGGCUGAAGCUGAAGAAAAGCAGAGAUUGUCCAUUGUACCGCAGAGCUUUGUGCAAAGACCGACUGGUGACCGGCGCUGUCCAUGGUGCUGGAAUGAGCCUUAG
Messenger RNA from Knipowitschia caucasica, 2940 nucleotides. Lineage: Eukaryota; Metazoa; Chordata; Actinopteri; Gobiiformes; Gobiidae. The record is from the annotation of a GenBank genome assembly.